AUCAGAACACAACCUCCCUGCGACCUUGGUAGAGUCCUCCAUUUCUCUCCUUCGUUGGUUCCGAUCUAAGAAUUCAUCGAUUCACGAAAGCUCGAAGCUUUUCUCUCAGUUUCCAGAGCGAUCGACGAUGGCGAGAGGAAGCUCGCAGUCGCAGACUACGUCUUCAACCGGUGGCGCGGCACGGCCGCAGACGGUUGGGCCCCGUGGCUCCGCCGCUGCAACGGCGGGAAUGCGGCGCCGGAGGGUUGGCGCAGGUGGUGGCGGUGGAUCCGCGGGAUUUAGCGGCGGGGGAGGGAGCAACAUGCUCCGAUUCUACACCGACGACGCUCCGGGCUUGAAGAUGUCUCCUACGGUGGUGCUCGUCAUGAGUCUCUGCUUCAUCGGCUUCGUCACCGCCCUUCACGUCUUCGGCAAGCUCUACCGCUACCGAUCCGGAAAUCCCUGAUCUCUGAUCCGAAGGACGGGAGCUAUGUAGAAGAUCUAGGUCUCAUUCUCUUUCUCUGACUUUUGUUUUCAAGGAUCCCCUUUUUCUGCUCUCUAUCUGGUGGUGAUGUUUUGAUCUCUGAGGCCUUGGAUUAAUUUUUAGGUAUUUCGGUUCUCAUGGAUUUUGGUAGAUCCGAUCAUCUCUGUUUCUCUAUAUUGCAUCUGUUGACAUGCUGUUUCGCAAUUCGCUUGGAUCAUUUCAUUUGCUUGCAUUAAUGAAUGUUGGAAGUUGUUUUCGUUUAAAUGAUAUCAUAGACGAAGUAUUGAUUACCAAAUCAUCAAGAGAAGCUUGUUUAUAAUUC
Molecule: messenger RNA, 785 nt
Organism: Dioscorea cayenensis subsp. rotundata (Guinea yam)
Lineage: Eukaryota; Viridiplantae; Streptophyta; Magnoliopsida; Dioscoreales; Dioscoreaceae
Product: protein transport protein Sec61 subunit beta
Exons: 1
Coding region: 128-445 (105 amino acids)
Biological process (GO): intracellular protein transport
Cellular component (GO): Sec61 translocon complex
Source: RefSeq, a predicted model, not a curated record